Coccidioides immitis RS is the source of this 766-nucleotide messenger RNA. Its product is annotated as vacuolar transporter chaperone 1. NCBI's taxonomy places the organism in Eukaryota, Fungi, Ascomycota, Eurotiomycetes, Onygenales, Onygenaceae. The transcript is spliced from 2 exons. Gene Ontology annotation, cellular component: vacuolar transporter chaperone complex; fungal-type vacuole membrane. The record is from RefSeq and is a predicted model, not a curated record. Bases 18 to 395 code for a protein of 125 amino acids.
GUCACCAGAACCACAUUAUGUCCAGUCAACCUCUCCUUCAGUCUGCCCCAGGCAAGCGAAUCGCCCUCCCCACCCGCGUCGAACCCAAAGUCUUUUUCGCCAACGAACGAACAUUCCUCUCAUGGCUGAACUUCACCAUCAUUCUCGGCGGCCUGGCGCUGGGCCUGCUUAAUUUCGGGGAUCGCGUUGGCCAGAUCAGUGCCGCUUGUUUUACUUUUGUGGCCAUGGCUGCCAUGAUAUAUGCGCUAGUGACAUUCCACUGGCGUGCGACGAGCAUUCGCAAAAGGGGCCAGAGCGGGUUCGACGAUCGCUUUGGCCCUACGGUCUUGACGGGGGCAUUGUUUGCGGCGGUCAUUGUGAAUUUUACGCUGAGGAUGAAGGAAGGUGCAUCCUGAGCGUCUUCGGAUCAUUUGGACAUCGAUUUAAUUGGGGUGAGAGAGGGAGAGAGGGGAGGGAGGGGGAAAGAAAACAAGAGAAGGGAGCAAGAGUGAGAGGAUGGAUGUCUGUUGGAUUAUACGAGGAUACGAGUCUUUUUCUGGAUGAUUUUUUGUGCAACAUAUACCAACCGGUGUGAAGGAUCCUGGCUGCCGUUUUACUCUGUUUUAUGCUGCUCAUGUUUCGGGUCAGCUCCGUGCUGAGCUUUUGCAGCUGGCGAUCUGAUAUGUAUUUUUAUGACAAACUUGUGAGAAAUGUCUGCUUGAAUAACUGGGAAGUCCGGGCGUAUUAUUAGCAGAAUGGGCUAUCGAGAUUGGGUGUUAUCAGAGCA